AUGGCCGCGAAGGGAGAAGGUCCCGCUAUUGGUAUCGAUCUCGGUACCACCUACAGCUGUGUCGGUGUGUGGCAGCACGAUCGCGUUGAGAUUAUCGCCAACGACCAGGGUAACCGCACCACCCCCUCCUAUGUCGCCUUCACCGACUCGGAGCGUCUCAUUGGCGAUGCUGCGAAGAAUCAAGUCGCCAUGAACCCCAUCAACACAGUUUUCGAUGCCAAGCGUUUGAUCGGGCGUCGGUUCUCCGAUGCUCCCGUUCAGAGCGACAUCAAGCUGUGGCCGUUCAAGGUCACCUCAGGACCCGGCGAGAAGCCCAUGAUUGAGGUGCAGUACAAGGGUGAGACCAAGGUUUUCGCUGCGGAGGAGAUCUCUUCCAUGGUGCUCAUCAAGAUGAAGGAGAUCGCUGAGGCUUACCUCGGAAGCACCAUCAAGAACGCCGUCGUUACCGUCCCUGCUUACUUCAACGACUCUCAACGACAAGCCACGAAGGACGCGGGUGUCAUCGCGGGCCUGAACGUCCUCCGUAUCAUCAACGAGCCCACUGCUGCUGCUAUCGCUUACGGUCUUGACAAGAAGGCGACGAGCACCGGCGAGAAGAACGUUCUUAUCUUCGAUCUUGGCGGAGGAACCUUCGAUGUGUCGCUGCUGACGAUCGAGGAGGGUAUCUUCGAGGUGAAGGCGACUGCUGGAGACACUCACUUGGGCGGUGAGGACUUCGACAACCGACUGGUGAACCACUUCGUUCAGGAGUUCAAGAGGAAGUACAAGAAGGACAUCACUAACAACCCCAGGGCUCUCCGUCGUCUCCGUACUGCCUGCGAGCGUGCUAAGAGAACUCUUUCUUCGACGGCGCAGACUACCAUUGAGAUCGACUCUCUGUACGAGGGUAUCGACUUCUACUCCACAAUCACCCGUGCCAGAUUCGAGGAGCUCAACAUGGACAUGUUCCGCAAGUGCAUGGAGCCAGUUGAGAAGUGCCUCAAGGAUGCCAAGAUGGACAAGGGUGCGAUCCACGACGUGGUGCUCGUUGGCGGGUCCACGCGUAUUCCCAAGGUGCAGCAGCUCCUGCAGGACUUCUUCAACGGCAAGGAGCUCUGCAAGAGCAUCAACCCCGACGAGGCCGUGGCGUACGGCGCGGCCGUGCAAGCGGCUAUACUCAGCGGCGAGGGCAACGAGAAGGUGCAGGACCUGCUGCUGCUCGAUGUUACUCCCCUGUCACUGGGUCUGGAGACUGCUGGCGGUGUCAUGACCACUAUCAUUCCCAGAAACACUACUAUCCCCACGAAGAAGGAGCAGGUGUUCUCUACCUUCUCCGACAACCAGCCUGGUGUGUUGAUCCAGGUGUUCGAGGGUGAGCGCGCCAAGACCCGGGAUAACCAUCUGCUCGGCAAGUUCGAGCUGUCCGGCAUCCCCCCUGCUCCCCGCGGUGUCCCUCAGAUUACCGUCUGCUUCGACAUUGACGCUAACGGUAUUCUGAACGUCAGUGCCGAGGACAAGACUACCGGCCAGAAGAACAAAAUCACGAUCACCAACGACAAGGGUCGCCUCAGCAAGGAUGAGAUUGAGAAGAUGGUUCAGGACGCGGAGAGGUACAAGGAGGACGACGAGCAGCACAAGAAGAAGGUUGAGGCGAAGAACUCCCUUGAGAACUACGCCUACAACAUGCGCAACACCAUCAAGGACGACAAGAUCGCCAGCAAGCUUGACGCUGAUGACAGGAAAAAGAUAGAGGACGCCGUGCAGUCGACCAUUGACUGGCUCGACCAGAACCAGCUGGGUGAGGUCGAUGAGUUCGAAGACAAGAUGAAGGAGCUGGAGGGCAUCUGCAACCCCAUAAUUGCCAGGAUGUACCAGGGAGCGGGUGGCGCUCCUCCUGAGGCUGAUAUGGAUGGCGCUGGUGCCGGAUUUGCCGGAGGUGCUUCCGGUGGUGGUGGAUCUGCUGGGCCCAAGAUUGAGGAGGUCGACUAA
Messenger RNA from Closterium sp. Naga37s-1, 1968 nucleotides. The record is from the annotation of a GenBank genome assembly. NCBI's taxonomy places the organism in Eukaryota, Viridiplantae, Streptophyta, Zygnematophyceae, Desmidiales, Closteriaceae.